Rhododendron vialii is the source of this 2545-nucleotide messenger RNA. Its product is annotated as alkaline/neutral invertase A, mitochondrial. Gene Ontology annotation, cellular component: mitochondrion. The coding region runs from base 249 to 2204 and encodes 651 amino acids. The record is from RefSeq and is a predicted model, not a curated record. NCBI's taxonomy places the organism in Eukaryota, Viridiplantae, Streptophyta, Magnoliopsida, Ericales, Ericaceae. Gene Ontology annotation, molecular function: sucrose alpha-glucosidase activity; endo-alpha-N-acetylgalactosaminidase activity. Gene Ontology annotation, biological process: sucrose catabolic process. The transcript has 6 exons.
AAUUUCACCGCUCACACAAAUAGCAAACCCCAUGAGACCAUUCUUCUUGUUCUCCAGAAAACUUCAGGUAUAAAUUUCCCUCACUUCACGUCAAUCUCUCUCUACCUCCCACGGCUCUAUAACUGUAAGUUCCAAGCAAUUACCAAUCAUUCCGAUGUCACAAGUUACAGAAUAUCAAAAUAGAUUUUUCACAUCGUUCAUUUCCAUAUAUUAUUGUUUCUGAUUAUUUUCUACGCAUAAUUGCUCCCAUGGCAAUGAAACCCUGUUGUAGAAUCCUCUUCCACGGCCGGAGCCCGGCUUUUUUCGGCUUCCCGUCCCCAAAAUGCCACUACCCUCUUACCAAUAGCCAAUCUAAUUUUGGGUUCAACCAUGCUCAUAACCGUAAAUUUUAUAGCAACCCACCUCGAAUAUUGGGUUUCGGAGGCAUGAGCGAUCGAGCCCGGAAACCAUUUUGUGCCUCUAGUUUGAAUUGGGGCCAAUCUAGGGUUUUGUAUAGUACUUGUAAUGGUGGUGUAGAUAGGGGUGUACAUGUGAUUUGUAGGGUUGCAUCGAAUGUGAAAAAUUAUGCGAGUUCGGUGGAGACCAUUGUGAAUGAAAAGAAUUUUGAGAGGAUAUAUGUUCAGGGUGGCAAUGUAGGGAGAGAUGAAGAAUCUAGGGUAGAAGAUGAUGGUGGGAAUGUGAAUAAGGACAAUUCGAAAGGUUUGCACAAGGUUGAGGUGUUAAAUUGUGGUAAAGAAGAGUCCGUGGUUGAGAAGGAGGCAUGGAAGCUAUUGCAGAAUGCAGUUGUAUCAUAUUGUGGGAACCCAAUUGGGACCGUGGCAGCAAAUGAUCUGGCUGACAAGCAACCACUUAACUAUGAUCAGGUUUUCCUUCGGGAUUUUGUUCCGUCUGCUCUGGCUUUCUUGCUUAAAGGGGAGGCAGAGAUUGUGAGGAACUUCCUCCUCCAUACCUUGCAACUGCAGAGCUGGGAGAAAACAGUGGACUGCUACAGUCCGGGGCAGGGUUUAAUGCCAGCAAGCUUUAAAGUUCGAACUGUGCCUCUUGAUGAGAACAAGUUGGAAGAAGUUUUAGACCCAGAUUUUGGUGAAUCAGCUAUUGGCCGCGUUGCUCCUGUAGACUCUGGGUUGUGGUGGAUUAUUUUAUUGAGAGCUUAUGGCAAGAUCACUGGUGACUACACUCUACAAGAAAGGGUAGAUGUCCAAACGGGCAUAAAGCUUAUUUUAAACUUGUGUUUGUCUGAUGGAUUCGAUAUGUUUCCUACCCUCUUGGUCACUGAUGGCUCGUGUAUGAUAGACCGACGAAUGGGUAUCCAUGGUCACCCCCUUGAGAUUCAAGCCUUAUUCUACUCAGCUCUGAGGUGUUCCCGGGAAAUGCUCUCUGUUGACGAAGGUUCCAAGAAUUUGGUGAGAGCCAUUAAUGAUAGACUUAGUGCAUUGUCAUUUCACGUCAGGGAAUAUUAUUGGGUUGAUAUGAAAAAGAUCAAUGAGAUAUACAGGUAUAAGACAGAGGAAUAUUCCACAGAUGCCACUAACAAGUUCAAUAUCUACCCUGAACAAAUCCCUCAUUGGUUGGUGGAUUGGAUUCCAGAAAAGGGCGGUUAUCUGAUUGGCAAUUUACAGCCUGCUCACAUGGAUUUUAGGUUCUUUACGCUUGGAAAUCUCUGGUCCAUUGUUUCAUCUCUGGGUACUCCAAGACAAAACAAGGCUGUUUUGAAUUUGAUUGAGGCCAAAUGGGAUGAUCUGAUGGGGCACAUGCCUAUCAAGAUAUGUUACCCUGCUUUAGAAUAUGAAGAGUGGCGUAUAAUCACAGGCAGUGACCCAAAGAAUACCCCUUGGUCGUAUCACAACGGGGGAUCUUGGCCAACCCUUUUAUGGCAGUUCACAUUGGCUUGCAUGAAGAUGGGCAGACCAGAACUUGCUAGGAAAGCAGUUGAUUUGGCUGAGAAGAGACUUCCAUUAGACCGUUGGCCUGAAUAUUACGACACGAGGAAUGGAAAGUUCAUUGGAAAGCAAGCCCGACUCUACCAAACGUGGUCAAUUGCUGGCUUCUUGACAUCUAAAAUGCUGUUGGAUAAUCCAGAGAUAGCUUCGUUGUUAUACUGGGAGGAAGACUAUGAACUUCUGGAGAUCUGUGUUUGUGCUCUUCGGGACUCUGGACGGAUAAAAUGCUCCCGUGGCGCCGCAAAGUCUCAGAUUCUUGUUUAGAAACCUGAUGUAAAUUGUAGCCUCUGCUUCAGGAUAGGGAAAUAGAAAAUCAUAGCAAUUUUCUGCUUGGAAAAUUUCGACGGCAAGAUAUCUGUUUCGGUUUUUUUUUUCCCAACACGUUACUGUACAAUAUUCACUGGUUUGUUCUCCGAUCAAUGAAACAAGUUGAUCGGUGUUUUUGCUUCGAAUAAUUGUUUUUUUGAGACCCCAAAAAUAUUAAUUUGGGUCCUUGAUCAAUUGUAUGUGUUAUACCAUAUAUGAUACAGCAUUGGUUUUUCUUUGUUUUUCAUCUGUAAUGAAUCUCUUCAUGAUACUGUUUUUCUGGGCUUACUUUUCCAUUA